UCCCUGUUCACGCUGAUUUACACAGGCUCGUGGGUGAGCAUCUCCUUCCGUUGCCCACCUGGUUCCAUGGCAUUGAAGUACCAGCGCCGGUUAUGGCGCUACGUGGAACAGGGCCGCCGUCACAAGUUGCGCAGGCUCCUGCGGCAUCACAGAGAACUCUUGGACCUGGGUGAAACGAAGGGACACAAAAAACACACACCCUUGCACCGAUGCUGUGCCCACCUGGACCACAAAGCUGCCCUCCUUUUGCUGAAGUACGGGGCAGACCCCUCUCUCCCAGACCACCGUGGAGACACAGCUCUGCAUUUGGCUGCCCGGCGCGUAACACGUGGAGGAGAUCAUGUGUAUGAAGAUCUGUUCGUACCCUUGCGAAUCCACUGUCCAUCUGCCGUGAGCAUCAAGAAUAGAGCUGGGAAGACCCCCGGAGAUCUCUUGAAUACAACAACAGAAGAGAAAUGGUGCCCCGAGGAAACGAUUGAGGAAAAUGAGGCGGAUUGUGAGGCUGAGAGAGAGUGGAGGUCCAAGCUUCUCAAUGAAUGUGAGGACGAGUUCCAAGAGACCCCAUGGCAGUAUGAAGAAGAUUUCUCCACUGGUCCCAACUCAGAAACGUUUGAGGAAUGGACUGAUCGCAUACACCGAGAAUAUGGGCAAAAACGUAGGCGAGAAGAGGAACGGCGUCACCAGAGGCCUAGAAAAGAAGCUCCGAAGUCUUCCGUUCAACUCCAGUGCUUCCUGGAGCAAGAGCAUCUGGAGUACCUAAAACGUGCCCAAGCCAAGGAGGAAGAAGUCCAGGCAGCCAAGAGAAGACGUUAUGAGGAAGGCUGCAGUCAUGUCUUCUCCUCAGAUAGUUCACCACAUCCAUUGUGUUACAAGGACAUUCCCUGGCCAAGCUCAUCUGGGACUCCUGAGGAAAUGGCCGCAGCAGCCCUUCGUGGGGUAGAUCCUUCAGACAAAGGCGCUUACCGGCGCUUCCUCCGGCGUCAGCAGGCUUUGUGGCACCCGGAUAAGUUUGCGCAACGUUGCGGCACACGCUUGGCCGAACAGGAUCGCCGUCGGAUCUUGGACACUGUCACGGCGUUGUCCCAAGCUUUCAAUCGCUUGGCUGAAGCAGCCAAAUAAACCUCGACAUCAGCAUUUCUCAGCCUCAGAUACCUCAGGAUGCGUAGACUUCAACUCCCAGAAUUCCUCAGCCGGCAUGCCGGCUGGGGAAUUCUGGGAGUUGAAGUCCACGCAUCUCAAAGUGCCUGAGGUCGAAAAACACUGGCCUACAUGUCUGAAAUGUGUUUAGGAUACUUGAACAGAGGGAAGAUGUCCUGUUUUUUUGUCCUGUUUAUAAAACAAAACUAUAAACUGUUGCUUUUGAAUGUCUUUGGUUGGUCUAGAGAAGACUGAGUAAUUUCAGUAGAUUUUUUUUUUAAAAAAAGAUUCUUCGUUGAGGGCAAUUAUGUGUGAACACCACCUCCCAUGGUUGAGUAAACCAGUAAAUCAUAUGUA
This is a messenger RNA of Notechis scutatus (mainland tiger snake), 1494 nucleotides long. The record is from RefSeq and is a predicted model, not a curated record. NCBI's taxonomy places the organism in Eukaryota, Metazoa, Chordata, Lepidosauria, Squamata, Elapidae.